Neodiprion virginianus is the source of this 1813-nucleotide messenger RNA. RefSeq names its product cytochrome b-like. NCBI's taxonomy places the organism in Eukaryota, Metazoa, Arthropoda, Insecta, Hymenoptera, Diprionidae. Gene Ontology annotation, cellular component: membrane. The record is from RefSeq and is a predicted model, not a curated record. Gene Ontology annotation, biological process: mitochondrial electron transport, ubiquinol to cytochrome c. Gene Ontology annotation, molecular function: electron transfer activity. The transcript has a single exon.
AUAUCAAUUUAGGAUCUUUACGGAAAACUUUUUAAUGUUACCUUUACGUUUAAAAAAUAUUUUAUUAAAAAUCAUAAAUGGAUCAUUAGUAGAUUUACCAACACCAUCAAAUAUUACAACAAUAUGAAAUUUUGGUUCAUUAUUGGGAUUAUGUUUAGUAACCCAAUUAAUUACAGGUAUUUUUUUAGUUAUACAUUAUACACCUAAUAUUCAAAUAGCAUUUGAUAGAAUUAUCCAUAUUUACCGAGAUAUUAAUAAUGGUUGAAUAAUUAAAAAUUUACAUGCAAAUGGUGCUUCUAUAUUUUUUAUCUGUAUAUAUUUACAUAUUGGACGAGGAAUAUUUUUUGGAUCAUUUAACUUUAAACCUACUUGAAUUACAGGAACAACAAUAUUAUUAUUAACUAUAGCAGCCGCAUUUUUAGGAUAUGUUUUACCUUGAGGACAAAUAUCUUUUUGAGGAGCUACUGUAAUUACUAACCUUCUAUCAGCAAUCCCAUAUUUAGGAGAAUUUUUAGUACAAUGAUUAUGAGGAGGAUUUUCUAUUAAUAAUGCUACACUAACACGAUUUUUUACUCUUCAUUUUAUUAUUCCUUUUAUUAUUGUUAUAAUAACAAUUAUUCAUUUAAUAUUCCUACAUAACACAGGGUCAAGAAACCCUUUAGGAACUAAUAGUGACAUUGAUAAAUUACCAUUUCAACCUUAUUUUCUAUUAAAAGACAUUGUAGGAUUUAUUUUAAUAUACUUUAUCUUAAUUUAUAUUAUUUUAAUAAAUCCUAAUAUAUUAGGAGACCCAGAUAAUUUUACCCCUGCUAAUCCUAUAAUUACACCUCCUCAUAUUAAACCUGAAUGAUAUUUUUUAUUUGCAUAUGCAAUCCUACGAUCUAUCCCUAAUAAAUUAGGGGGUGUAAUUCUUCUUCUAAUAUCUAUUUUAGUAUUAUUAAUUAUACCUUUUUAUAAAAUAAUAAAUUUCAAAGGAUUAAAUUUUUACCCAUUUAGACAAUUUCUAUUUUGAAUAUUUAUUAGAAUUGUAUUAAUACUAACAUGAAUUGGAAUAAGACCUGUAGAAAAUCCAUUUAUUAUUGUUGGACAAAUAUUAACAUUAGUAUACUUCUUUUAUUUUUUAAUUUAUCCUACACUAACAAAAAUGUGAGAUAUUUUAUUAAAUUAAAUUAAACCAACAAAUCAAUGAACUUGAAUAAGUUUAUGUCUUGAAAACAUAAUAUAAAAGUUUUAAAUCUUUUAUUGAUUUAAACUUAAAUAAUUAAAUUUUUAAUAUAAUUUAUAAUAAAAAACAAUAAAAUAUAAAUUUUAAACCCAUAAAUAAAAUUAAAUAAUUUAAUGAAACAGGUAAAAUUUUUUUCCAAGCCAUUAUCAUCAAUUUAUCAUAACGUAAACGAGGCAAAGUUCCUCGAAUCAAAAUAAAUAAAAAUCUAAUAAAAAUAAUUAUUAAAUAAAAUAUUAAACUAUAUAAAUCACCUCCUAAAAAUAUCAAAACAAAUAAUAUACUUAUAAAUAAAAUUCUUGAAUAUUCGGAUAAAAAAAUUAAUGAAAAUCCUACACCUCUAUACUCAAUAUUAAACCCAGAAACCAAUUCAGACUCCCCCUCAGAAAAAUCAAAAGGUGUUCGAUUUGUUUCAGCUAAACAAAUAAUAAAUCAAACUAAAUUUAAAGGAAAAGUUAAAAAAAUAAAUCAAAUAAAUUCUUGAUAUAAACUAAAUAAAGUUAUAGAAUAACCUUCAAUUAAAAAUAAAAUUGAUAAAAUCACUAUAACUAAACUAACUUCAUAAGAAAUUGUUUGAGCAACAGUACGUAA